This is a messenger RNA of Tribolium castaneum (red flour beetle), 6010 nucleotides long. RefSeq names its product hulk (gene hlk). The transcript has 22 exons. The record is from RefSeq and is a predicted model, not a curated record. NCBI's taxonomy places the organism in Eukaryota, Metazoa, Arthropoda, Insecta, Coleoptera, Tenebrionidae. Bases 34 to 5658 code for a protein of 1874 amino acids.
CGACGCCGAUUCCUUCACUCAGUGGACGGCAGCAUGUGGUGGUGGCUGGUGCUCGUGGCGCUGGCGACGGCCAAGCGCGCCCCGUCGACCCAGGAGCCCGUCAUCGAGGAGGUCACGGCCAAGCAGCUGGAGCGCGUAUUGGCAGAAAAGGACUUUGUGGCCGUGUUCUGGUAUGCUCGUAGCUGCACCACGUGCGACCGCGUGCUGCAAGAGUUGGAGCAAAUCGACGACGAUACGGACUCGUUCGGAGUGGACUUCGUCAAGAUUAACGAUAAACGACUGGCCAAACAGUAUGGCAUCACCAAAUUUCCUGCACUUACCUAUUUUAGAGAGAAACAACCGAUUAUCUACGAAGGAGACUUGAUGGAUGAGGAGAAUGUCUUGGACUUCUUGACGAGCUUGGAAGCGAUGGACUUACCCGAUCGCAUAGAAGAAGUCAAUUCGCGAAUUUUGGACAAAAUCGUCCAGGAAACCGAUUUUGUAGCUGUUUUAUUCUGUCCUGAUGCAAGUACGUGUUCCAAUAAAGGAGUCAAUAAACCAGAGUGCAAAAAAUGCUCAAAAGUCCUCCUGGAAUUGGAAAAUAUUGACGACGAGGCUGACCAACUUGGAAUCGGAUUUGUCAAAAUCAAUGACGAGAAUCUGGCAGAAGAAUAUAAUCUAGGACCUCUACCAGCACUGGUCUACUACAGACACCAAAUCCCAAUCAUUUAUGAAGGUGAACUAACUAAAGAAGAAGACGUCUUGGAGUGGCUCGUGCAACACAAAAGCACCGGAGACGAAGACGACAUCAUCGAAGACGUAACUCUUAAAACCCUCUCAACUCUAAUUUCAAGUGUGGAUCAUCUGGCAGUACUUUUCUACGAUCACGGAGAUGAGGAAUCAAUGUCGGCGUUAGAAGAACUAGAACAUAUUGAUGACGAUUGUGAUAAAUACGGGAUCCAGUUCGUGAAAAUCGACGAUGGGGCGGCAGCUGACGAAUACGGUUUAGACGCGCUCCCUGCAGUUGUCUACUUCGAGAAAGGAAUUCCAAAUGUUUAUGACGGGUCCUUGGAGGAGGAGGAAGAAUUUUUAGAAUGGUUAGUGCAACAACUCGAAAAGGACGAAAUCGAGGACGUCACUGAUGAAAUGUUAGACAAGCUUAUAAACGAAGGGAAGAAUUUGGCAGUCUUGUUUUACAAUGAAGAUGAUAGGAAGUCACAGCGAGUCCUCAACGAAUUAGAAAAUAUUGACGACGAAUGCGACCAGCUCGGAAUCGUUUUCGUGAAAAUUGAUAACGAUGAAGAAGCUCAAGAAUAUGGAAUUGAGAAAAUCCCAUCUUUGGUCUAUUUCGAAAAUGGAAUACCAACACUAUACGAAGGGAAUUUGGAAGAGGAGGAAAAAGUUCUAAAGUGGUUGGAACACCAGGUUAAGAGUGACGAAAUUGAAGAUGUUACAGACGAAAUGCUUGAUCUGCUCAUUGACAAGAAGCAGUACGUAGCAGUACUGUUCUAUGAUAAGAAUCAGAAAAAAAGUCAGAAAGUCUUGGCGGAACUAGAAAACAUUGACGAUGAAUGCGACCAAAACAACAUCGCAUUUGUGAAGAUUGACGAUAGUGGAGAAGCCAAAGAAUACGGGAUCGACGUAAUCCCCAGCUUAGUUUUCUUCGAAAAGAAAAUCCCCCACCUUUACGAAGGUGAUCUACUAAAAGAAGACGAACUUCUAGGGUGGCUCAUCCACCAAAAAAAGCACAGCGAAAUCCCUGACAUCACUGACGAAAUGAUGGAUCGUCUGAUCGACAACACCAAAUAUCUCGCAGUCUUGUUUUACGAUAAGGAUGACAAACAAGACAUUCGAGUGUUAAACGAGCUCGAAAAUAUUGACGACGAUUUGGAAAAAGAGGGAAUUGUGAUUGUCCGCAUUGACAACGAUGCUGAAGCUAAGGAGUUCGGAAUUGACCACCUACCAACUCUAGUUUACUUCGAAGAUAAAAUUCCUUCGCUCUAUGAAGGAGACUUGAUGAACGAAGACGAGGUUCUCCAAUGGUUGAUCGAGCAGAAAACUUCCGCAACAAUUGAAGAAGUUACUGAUGAAAUCCUCGAAGAUCUGAUACAAGAACAUGAAUACGUGGUAGUCUACUUCAGUGGCAAUUGUGACGAAGGGCAAAAAUGUGACGAUAUAUUGGAUGAAUUGGAAAAUAUCGACGACGAACUUGACGAAACUGGCAUCAUCUUCGUCACAACCGAAGAUUCAGUUAUGGCGAAAAAACACGGAAUUAAAACGUUCCCGAAACUUGUAUUCUUCCGUAACAAAGAACCGCUGAUCUAUUCUGGUGAUAUUGAAGACGAAGAUGAGGUACUCGCGUGGCUUACUGACGAAGACACUCUGGAGAUUCCCGACAGAAUUGAAGAAGUCAACUCGAGAAUGUUGGACAAGAUUUUGACCGAGAAUGAUCACGUUGUGGUGUAUUUCUAUAAAGAAGGUGACAAAAAGUGUCAAAAAAUCUUGCAAGAGUUGGAAAACAUCGACGAUGAGUGUGAGGACAAAGAUAUCGAUUUCGUCAAAAUCUCCGAUGAGGGUAUUGAGAAAGAGUACGAUUUGCCAUCACUUCCGGCCUUGGCGUUCUACAGACACAGAUUCAGAGAUAUCUAUUCUGGGGAUUUGAUGCAUGAAGAGGCUAUUCUUGACUGGGUCUUGAACUUGCGUGAUUCCGCACCUGACGUAAUUGAAAGCGUAGAUAGGAAAACACUUCAAGGGCUUAUAACUGAUGUGGAACAUCUGGCUGUGCUAUUUUACACCGACGAUUGUGAAGAAUGCGAAGAGAUUCUGGAAGAGCUGGAAACCAUCGAUGAUGACGCAGACAAGCACGGGAUUCAGUUUGUUAAAUCGAAAGAUCAAAAACUGGCUUCGGAGAUUGGUAUAUUUAGUUUUCCGGCUUUGGUUUAUUAUGAAACAGGAGUGCCGAUAAUGUAUGAUGGUGAUCUUAGUAACGAGGACAGAGUUCUGGAAUGGCUAGUUGACCAGAAAAGUGAUGAGGAUUCGGAUGAGGAGGAUGAUGACGACGAAGACGAUGACGACGACGACGACGAUGAAGACGACGACGACGAUGAUGACGACGAUAGCGAAGAGAAUAAUUUGGUUAAGGGGAUGUUUUCAGGGGAUGGUUGCUUCUACAUCGGAAUGGGGGGAAAAGGCCAGCUUCCCAACCCUUCCUACGAACCCUACCAAUGCUGUCCUAGUAAACCGGCUCAAGGAAGCAAAUUUGCAAAACUAGCCGCUAAAGGAGCUAAAACCACUAAAAACCGACCCUUACCUAAAGAGAUCAAAAAGCCAGAAAGAUCCGUGCCGAUGAAAACCGUUUCAAAGGCUAACAAACCCACCAAAACUAAGGAAAUCAAAGAGAAAAUUAUACCGGUCAAACCGGAAAAAGGAAAGGGAAAAAAGGGCUUUUUCGGGACCGGAAACCUGCUCGACGAAACCGAAGUCCUAGACUGGAUGACCGACCAAAAGGACGACGAGAGCAUUGAAGAAAUCGACAGAGACAUGCUUUUCAAAUACAUAGAGACGAAAGAGUUCCUUGCUGUCAUUUUCUACAAGGAAGAAGACCCGGACAGUCCCCGAAUCCUGCGACACGUCGAACUGAUCGACGACGAAGCCGCCGAAUACGGAAUCAAAAUCGUCAAAAUGCGCGACCGCCUAAUGGCCAAAAAAUACGGCUUCCGGGACCCUCCCGGAAUCACCUACUUCCGCAAAGGCAAGCCGAUUAAAUACGACGGCGACAUUGACGAUGAAGAAGAGAUACUCGAUUGGCUCACCGACCCUGAAAACAUGGAACUAACGGACCACAUCGAACGUGUGAACCGAAAAAUGUUCGAAAAAAUCCGCCAAAGGUCCGACUACGUCGCCGUUUUCCUCUACAGCAACGACUGCAAACAGUGUCCGAAAGUCCUCGCCGAAGUGGAGCACAUCGACGACGAAGCCGACGCUGCUGGAAUCAAUUUCGUCAAAAUCGACGACAAGCAAAUGGCGAGACAAUUCGGAGUGUUUGCUCUCCCAGCUAUUCUCUUCUUCAAACUAGGGUCAAAAGAACCGGUCAUCUAUGCCGGGGAUUUGUACGACGAGCAGCAGAUUUUGCAGUGGCUGUUGACACAGCAAGACCCGUCAGGUGAUGUGAUUGAGGCGACUGAAGGCAAUGAGUUGUUACGACUGAUUGAGGAAGAAGACGCGUUGGCUGUUUAUUUCUGGAACAAGACUCUGUGUGAUUUGUGCAGUGCACAGGAACAGCAACAUGGGAGGAAGGCGCACAAAGUUAGGACCACUUCGGACGAGGAAGAAGAUGCGAAAGACGAUAACGAUGAGUGUGAACAAUGUGCCCACAUUUUGGAAGAGUUGGAGAAUAUCGACGACGAUUGCGAACGCCACGGAAUUCUCUUCGUCAAGACGCAGGAUUUGAAAAUUGCCGAACAGUACGGAGCGACCGACUUCCCAGUUUUGAUGUAUUUCGAAAGUGGGGUUGGGGGCGUAUUUGAGGGCGACCUGGAAGAGGAGGAGGAAGUCCUCCAAUGGCUUAUCCAGCAACGAACCGAAGACCGAAUCGAGUUAAUUACAAGAGUCAUGUUGGAAAACCUAGUCCAAGACACACAAUACUUGGCUGUCUACUUCUACAAGCAGAAUUGCCACAUUUGUGAGCAGAUUUUGGAAGAUUUGGAAAAAAUCGACGAUGAGUGUGAUGUCUACGGAAUUCAUUUGGUCCGGAUUCAAGACCCGCAAUUAGCGAAACGCUACAGUAUCAAAACAUUCCCUGCACUUGUCUAUUUCAGAAACGGCAAUCCGUUGCUGUUUGAAGGCGACCUCCAGAACGAAGACUCAGUGCUCGAAUGGCUAAUAGACGACGACAACCGCGAGCUUGCUGAUGAGAUCGAAUCAGUCAAUGAAAGAAUGUUAACAAGACUGCUCAACGAGUCUCCAUUUCUCGCAGUCUUCUUCUACGAUGAAGAUUGUCCCGAAUGCGACGAAAUUCUGGAAAAUUUGGAAGAAAUCGACGGGGAAGCCGACAUGUUCGGAAUCGACUUUGUCAAAAUAUGCAGCGCUGAGGCCGCAGCUGAGCAAGGGUUGCACACGCUUCCCGCACUGAUGUAUUUCCGGAAGAAGACCCCGAUGGUGUACGAAGGCGACUUGACCCAAUCCGACAAAGUGCUCGACUGGCUGACCUCUCAAGACGUUUUCGAAAUCAAAAAUGAGAUCGAAGAAGUGAACAAAAAAAUGUUGGAGAAACUCUUGGAAGAGAACGAGUUCGUCACGGUGUUUUUCUAUGAAAUUAAUUCGGAAGAGAGCAAGGCAAUUAUGGAAAAGCUGGAGAAUAUUGACAGCGAGACGGACAACUUUGAUAUCACGUUUGUCAAGAUGGCGGAUCCGCGGUACGCCAGAAAAUGGGGCGUGACGAAUCUUCCCGCCAUCGUGUACUUCCGAAGACGUUUCCCGAGCAUAUACCGCGGAGAUAUGCAUUCCGAAGCUGAUGUUUUGGAAUGGUUGCGAAAGAAUCGUUUCCGACAACCCGAACUGAACAUUUUCAUGUACGCGUUAUUCGCCAUUAGCAUCGCUUUUGUCAUUUACACAGCUUUUCUCCUCCAAUGUUUCAAGACUCAACCGCAAGCUGUGGUCCCCCAUCCCAAGCAGUCCUAAGUCUUGUAUGAAAGUCGCGUGAAAGAAGUGUGGUCUUGAAGCAUUAUCAGCAUCCUUGUAUGAAGGGAACGUUAGAUCAAGUCAUUCUGGUUUAGUUUUUUAUUUUUACUAAUUGAAUUCCCUUUGUUAUAAGUUGUAAUCCAUUUUGUCAUAUCCUGGACCAAAGAAAACCAUGAUACAUCACCACUGAAAUGUUCAUCUAGAUAAUUUAAUUUGUGUACAGCGACUGUACAAUCAUUCCCAAGAGAAUUUAUGGACAGGAAAGUAUAGAUAAACGUAUUAAUAUAGUUAUCUACUUUUAGGUGAACAUUGUAAAUACUCUUGUAAAUAAAUAAAUUAAGUUUACGUAAAA